CCCAGAUAUACGCACUCAUCCACAGACAAGGACAUGUCGCCACCAGAGCAGCAGCCUCACCUCCUGGCUCGACCACCUGGAAUGGCCUGACUCAACUCAACUCAACAUGUGCCCUGACUUGAGCAGCGGGCCGACUGGGCCCCUCCCUCUCUCACCCAACACUCCUCCUGUCUCGACCAUGGCCUGAGCACCGCGAUUCAUGCCCACCAGGUCAGGCCCACGAUACGACCCAUCGCCAUCUCCACGCACAACCCACACGCUCCUAUCGUGUUACGUACUUGGUUGCCAGCACGGACAGUCAGGACCCCGCCAGCAUCCGACACCACGGCCGAGAGGCAGCGGGCUCAGCUCAGCGCGCGGCAACAAGGACAUUGGCGCACCCCGGCCAGCACGGGGACCCCAGAUCGGCAGCUGCAGCCAUGCCACAGCCUGUUGAGGACGAGUCCAGACUCACGCCCAG
Molecule: messenger RNA, 460 nt
Organism: Microdochium trichocladiopsis
Lineage: Eukaryota; Fungi; Ascomycota; Sordariomycetes; Xylariales; Microdochiaceae
Exons: 1
Coding region: 200-436 (78 amino acids)
Source: RefSeq, a predicted model, not a curated record